Molecule: messenger RNA, 2676 nt
Organism: Candida albicans SC5314
Lineage: Eukaryota; Fungi; Ascomycota; Pichiomycetes; Serinales; Debaryomycetaceae
Gene: KIC1
Product: putative serine/threonine protein kinase
Exons: 1
Coding region: 1-2676 (891 amino acids)
Biological process (GO): protein phosphorylation
Molecular function (GO): protein kinase activity; ATP binding
Source: RefSeq, a predicted model, not a curated record
AUGCAAAUGAAUGCAACAUCAUUAUAUAAACGUACAGAAGUUAUUGGAAGAGGGAAAUUUGGUGUUGUUUAUAAAGCCCAAAAUAAACAAACAAAGCAAAUAGUUGCCAUAAAAGUACUUAAUCUUGAUACUGAAGAAGAUGAAGUUAUUGAUGUUCAACAAGAAAUCCAAUUUUUAAGUGAAUUGAAAAAUGUCCCUAAUAUCACUCAUUAUUAUGGCUGUAUUUUAAAUGAUACCAAAUUAUGGAUCAUUAUGGAUUAUUGUGCUGGUGGAUCAUUACGAACAUUAUUAAAAGCUGGGGUAUUAGAAGAAAGAUAUGUUGCUGUGAUUGUACGUGAAUUAUUAAUGACAUUAUCGGCAGUUCAUAAAUUGGGAGUUAUCCAUCGUGAUUUAAAGGCUGCCAAUGUAUUAAUUUCAAAAGAAGGUAAUGUUCAAUUAUGUGAUUUUGGUGUUGCUGCCAAAAUAACUGCCAAUUCCACUAAACGUACAACAAUGGCAGGAACUCCCUAUUGGAUGGCUCCAGAAGUUAUACGUACUGGAGACACCUAUAAUAGUAAAGCAGAUAUAUGGUCAUUAGGGAUCACUAUUUAUGAAAUUGCCACGGGUAAUCCACCAUAUUGUGAUAAAGAUGCAUCAUGGGCCAUGCAAUUAAUUUCUAAACUGACUCCACCUCGAUUGGAGGGAAGAGAGUUUUCUCAGGCAUUAAAAGAAUGUAUUGCCUUGUGUCUUGAUGAAAAUCCUGAGGAAAGACCUUCAGCUGAUGAUUUAAUGAAAUGUAAAUUGGUUAAAAUUUAUAAAAAUCAUCCUACAUCAAUACUUAAAGAAGUUAUAUCAAGAUAUUUAUUAUGGAGAGAUCGAAAUUCUUCGCGUGAUUCAGUUUUCAUUAAUUUAGAAAAUGAACAAGAAGAUUCUGUUGAUGAAAUUGUUAAUAAAAAUCUUGAUGGUGGAUAUCAUAAUCAACAGCAACAACAUCAGCAGCAGCAGCAGCAGAAUGAUCACCAAGAUCAUGAUGGACAUAAUAACCAAAUACAAGUCAAAUGGGAUUUCGAUUCUUUGAGUAGUCGAGAAUAUAUUAUGGAAAAUGAUAUUGAUUUGGAUAAAGUUAAUCAACAAUAUAACAACAAUUUUGAUACUCAACAAGGAAACACUUAUUCUACUUUACCAACUUUAAAAGCACCUACCACCAAAAAUAAUACAUUGGCAGCCACAAACCAAAAUUCUAUGACAGCACUGAAAAAUAAUAGCAAGUCUACCACUGAAGUUCCUAAAUCUCUACAAAUGUUGUUUGAAGAUAAUUCAGAGGAACAAGAAGAUUUGGCUCCACCAAAAAGCAAUGUCAAUAUUAUGGAAAGAAUGGAAUCACCAACAAUUGAAAUCCCAGACAUGGACAGUCUUUCACAAUUACCCUCUGCAUCAGCAACAAAUACAACCAACCACCCACAAUUAAACAAACCACCGGCGUUAUAUCAUUCACAAUCGGCUUCUGGAAAUUUGGAAAGUCGAUUUUCCUCGUUGAAUACGUCACCAAAAGAUAAUGGUGGUAGUACUGGCGGUAAUAAUGGCAUAAAUAGACCAAGAAAGAAAACCAUCUCUAAUACUGGUGGGACUGCUAAUGCUCAGUUUCAACAAACAUCAUCAGCUGUACCUCAUACACCACCUUAUACUACACCUGCUUCAGUUCGAACACCAUCACCUAAACCACCAUCUUCUGUCAAUUUGUUAAAUGCCACAAGUAUGAGCAAGACUGGAUCACCAUCAAAAAUGAAAGCAUUACAAUCAAGUUCAAACCCAUUAUUACAACCAAUAAAUAUGAAACUGGAAAAUAUGAAUGCAGGAAUAACUGGUGGUACCGGUAGUCAUCCUCCUAUGCAAGCACCUCCACAAUUGAUUACCCAACAAUCUUUACCUGUUCUUCCAACUUCAUCAUCAACUUCUGCAUCAGUAUCAACAUCUACAACAACAACAACAACAGCUACAUCAACGACUUCUGGAGGAAUGGCAGGUAAUAUGAAAAGUCAACGUAAUAAACCAGGAUUUAUUCAAAUGCCAACUCCAUCUAAUACAUUAAUAAAUAACAUGUCAUCAUUAACAAAUGAUCACCAAGAUGGUGGGAAUAAUGGUGGCGGAGGUGGUGACAAUAAUAAUGUUAAUCAAUUUGGUAUAAACCCUGCUCAAGCAGCUAGUAUGCCUGUAUCAAUGACACCUGUCACUGAAAAGGACCAUUCACAAUUAUUUCCAAACAUUAAUAAUGAUGAAUCUUUAGAAAAGACUAAUAAUGGUAGUGGUAAUAGUAGAUCUCAUCAAAAUAGUUUACUGUCACAAAAGAAAUCGCUUGCUAGUUCAUCAAGUCAUAAUUUGUCUAGUUUAGGAUUUUCAAAUGGUAAUAAUAGUGCUCCAACUACUGCUGCUGCUUCUACUGCUCCACCGCCACCGCCUACUAUGUUUGCAAAUAGAGGGAGUUCAAAUAGUGUUCUGCAACUGCAAGCUAAUUUCAGUCUUAAUGGUGGAGGGGCAACUAAUAAUGGUAAUCCAACUUUUAGUGUGUUCCCAACCAUACCUAAUAUUAAUGGUGAUAUAUUUUCAGAUACAGUUUCCAAACAGAAAUUGGUUAAUGAAUUAGAUGUGAUGAUUACACUUUUCAAUCAAGGAUUAGAAGUUCUUGAAGAGAUUUUAUAG